Molecule: messenger RNA, 322 nt
Organism: Entrophospora sp. SA101
Lineage: Eukaryota; Fungi; Glomeromycota; Glomeromycetes; Entrophosporales; Entrophosporaceae
Source: the annotation of a GenBank genome assembly
UGGUGAAAAUCAAAAUAACUCUGUGGAUUCCAUAUCAUAUACACAACUUAAUAUUAUGGAGGGAAUCAUCAUUAUUCAUGUUAACUUUGUUAUAACACAAGAUCAAGAAUUAGGUGAUGAAUCUCUUAGAUAUAUGAAAUCUAGUAAAGCAUCACUUUUGGCUCCAUUCAAUCUUUACUGCUUAUUAUCAAUGGCAAGAAUUCAUAGAUUUCAAGAUUCAAUAAGUAAUAAUAUUAGAAGAUUUGAUGAAUCUCAACUUUCAGAAUGCGCAAAUAAGUUGGAUUUAUUGGCUGAAAAAUUUGCUUAUUCAGGAAUGAUUUAG